Molecule: messenger RNA, 3403 nt
Organism: Penicillium longicatenatum
Lineage: Eukaryota; Fungi; Ascomycota; Eurotiomycetes; Eurotiales; Aspergillaceae
Product: proteasome regulatory particle base subunit RPN2
Exons: 5
Coding region: 23-3403 (1126 amino acids)
Biological process (GO): proteasome-mediated ubiquitin-dependent protein catabolic process; regulation of protein catabolic process
Cellular component (GO): nucleus; proteasome complex; proteasome storage granule
Molecular function (GO): enzyme regulator activity
Source: RefSeq, a predicted model, not a curated record
CCCGCUGUCUCACACAAUCAAAAUGGUCGGAGUUAUUUCGGCCGCCGGUCUGGUUGGCUUCCUCUCCGAGCCAGACCCUGAGCUCAAGGUGUAUGCCUUGAAGUCAUUAGAUUCGCAGAUCGACCUGCUUUGGACCGAGGUCGUGAACGCAGUUCCUGAGAUUGAGGCCCUAUACGAAGAUGAAUCUUUCCCGGAACGUGAACUCGCUGCUCUGGUUGCCUCAAAGGUGUACUAUCAUCUCCAGGAAUAUAAUGAGAGCAUGGUUCUUGCUCUGGGUGCUGGCAAGCUGUUUAAGCUUGACAACGGUGGCGAGUACGAGGAGACUAUCAUCGCUAAAUGCGUCGAUACCUUCAUCUCUCUAUCUGCCGCUCAGAACCCGAGCGCCGGUGACCACCCUGCCCACCUCAACCAGUCUUUUCCUGCAUCUGCCGAAGGCGCCACAAGCACAUCAGCAAGCCUGACCUCUCCGAUCACACCAUUCACAAAGUCUGCGCUGCCUUCUAAGUCCUUGCUAUCGCGCCAAGAGGUCCCCGGCAUCGACAUCGCUCACCCUGGAGGCGAGGACAUCAGCAUCCAACAUGAGGACACCCCUCUUAUCUUGAAGCGUGGUGUCCAAGGCCAAUUACAGGCUGUUAUUGAGCGAUUGUUCGAGGAGUGCUUCCGCCAGAAGCGUUAUCGUCAGGUUAUUGGAAUCGCCAUCGAGGCAAGGAGCUUGGAUGUUCUCCGCAUGUCUAUUAUUCGUGCCAGUGAGGAUGAGAAGAAGCAACAAGGCGAAUCCCGUCAGAGCGAGGAGCUCAUGGAGUACGUGCUUGAUAUUUGCAUGGGCAUUGUCCAAGAGCGGGCGUUCCGUAACGAGAUCUUGAAACUCAUUCUCGAGCUACUCAACGAGAUCCCUGCACCCGAUUAUUUCUCCAUCGCGAAAUGUGUCGUCUAUCUUAAUGAACACUCAAUGGCAUCCGUUAUUCUCCGCCAGCUUGUCGAGAAGGGCGACUCGCGGUCCUUGGCUGUUGCUUAUCAGAUUUCUUUCGACCUUUAUGACAACAGUACCCAGGAGUUCCUCCAGAAGGUUCGCCAAGAGAUCGCCGAGCUUGUUCCAGAAAACGAGGCCGACAAGGAGAACGCAGAGGCCAACGAGUCAGACCCGUUGCUCGAAGACCAGUCUAUCUCUAUCUCCCGGCAAUCAAACGAAGACGAUUCUGAUGAGCUGCGUAGUGCAUUUAAGAAUGUUCUUGCUAUCCUUGAUGGCAUUAAGACCAUUCAGUUGAAUCUGGAGUUCCUCUACCGGAAUAACAAAGCCGAUAUCGCCAUAUUGAAUAAGAUUCGUGAUAGCCUCGAGGCUCGGAAUUCUAUUUUCCACACUGCAGUUACUCUCUCGAAUGCUUUCAUGCACGCCGGCACUACCCAUGACAAGUUCUUCCGUGAUAAUCUGGAAUGGCUGGGCAAGGCUGUUAACUGGUCCAAGUUCACUGCGACCGCUGCCUUGGGUGUUAUUCACCGUGGCAACUUGAGCCAGGGCCAGAAGCUUUUGCAGCCCUACCUGCCCCGCGAGCACAUUGCUGGUGUUGGUGGUUCUGGCUCCGUCUACAGCCAGGGUGGUUCUCUUUACGCCUUCGGCCUUAUUUACGCUAACCACGGUGGUAUGGCCGUGGACCUCAUUCGUGACCACUUCAAGAAGGCCACCGAGGAGGUUGUUCAGCACGGUGGCGCUCUAGGUCUGGGUGUGGCAGGUAUGGCCACUGGUGACGAGGGUAUUUAUGAAGAUCUUCGAAAUGUUCUCUACACAGACUCUGCUCUCAACGGCGAGGCAGUCGGCCUUGCCAUGGGUCUUGUCAUGCUGGGAACUGGCAACAUGAAGGCGCUGGAGGAUAUGAUUCAGUACGCUCACGACACCCAACAUGAGAAGAUCGUCCGCGGUCUAGCCAUGGGUAUGGCUUUGAUCAUGUAUGGUCGUCAAGAAGCUGCGGAUGAGCUGAUUAACGGUCUCCUUGGGGAUCCUGACCCAACUCUUCGCUACGGUGGUAUCAUGACCAUUGCUCUGGCGUACUGUGGCAGCGGCAGCAACAAGGCUGUUCGCAAGCUGCUCCACGUUGCCGUCAGCGAUGUCAAUGAUGAUGUUCGACGAGUGGCGGUCAUGAGCUUGGGUUUCAUUCUGUUCCGCAAGCACCAGAGUGUUCCUCGUAUGGUCGAGCUGCUCUCCGAGUCGUACAACCCUCACGUCCGCUACGGUGCUGCCAUGGCGCUUGGUAUUUCGUGUGCGGGCACUGGACUGGACGAGGCCAUCGAUCUUUUGGAGCCUAUGCUUAAGGAUUCCACCGACUUUGUCCGCCAGGGUGCUUUGAUCUCUUUGGCUAUGGUUCUUGUCCAGCAGAACGAGGCGAUGAACCCUCGCGUUACCAGCUUGCGCAAGGCUAUGAUGAAGAUGAUGGGUGACCGUCAUGAGGAUGCCAUGGCCAAGUUUGGAUGCGCCGUGGCCCUUGGUAUCAUUGAUGCUGGUGGUCGCAACUGUACCAUUAGCCUUCAGACUCAGACCGGCAACUUGAACAUGCCCGGUAUUGUCGGUGCCGCUGUCUUUGUGCAGUACUGGUACUGGUUCCCUCUCACCCACUUCCUGUCGCUCAGUUUCACUCCGACCUCUGUGAUUGGUGUGGACCAAAAGCUGGAAGUGCCAAACUUCAAGUUCCACAGCAACACUCGCCCCAGCCUGUUCGACUACCCCCCAGAGCAGCAGGUGAAGACAGAAGAGGCUCCGGAGAAGGUCAAGACGGCAGUACUCUCUACCACUGCUCAGGCCAAGCGUCGGGCACAGCGUCGGGAGAAGCAGGCCCGCCGCGAAAGCAUGGACAUUGACCAAACGCCUACCACCCCUAAGGUGUCAGACCAGCUGCCCGAGAAGAUGGAUACAGAUGAGAGUGUCCCCAAGGAGGGAGACGAGGGCAAAGAUGGAGAGAAGAGCACUGGAGAAGGUCAGAAGAAGAAGGCGGAGCGGGAGAAGGUUGGUUAUGAGCUGGACAACAUGUCAAGAGCACUACCCGCACAGCUCAAAUAUCUCACUUUCCCCGACCCGCGGUAUGAGCCAGUUAAGCGCCCUACCGGUGGCGUCGUUGUUGUCCUUGACAAGCAGCCUAAUGAACCUCGUGAUAUUGUUGAGCUAAAGGCUAGCAAAGAACAACGGCAACCCGCUCCCCCUGCCGAGACUCUUCAGGAUCGCCUUCAGGCCGCCAUUGGCAACGCCGCUCUGCAGACCCCUCAACGGGCUUCUGCUCGAGCUGCCAUGUCCGAUACUCCAGCUGGCGCUGCGGCCGCCGCGGGUGUCUUGACCGCUGUCGAUGAGGAUGAGGAGGGUGUGGAAGACGCUCCUCUUCCGGACGAGUUCACAUACGAGUCGGACGGAGAGGAUGAGUAG